Molecule: messenger RNA, 1266 nt
Organism: Trichomonas vaginalis G3
Lineage: Eukaryota; Parabasalia; Trichomonadida; Trichomonadidae
Product: STKc Nek domain-containing protein
Exons: 1
Coding region: 1-1266 (421 amino acids)
Biological process (GO): protein phosphorylation
Molecular function (GO): ATP binding; protein kinase activity
Source: RefSeq, a predicted model, not a curated record
AUGUCAUUGUCCGAUUAUCAAGUUAUUCAGACAAUCGGCACAGGAUCUUAUGGCAAAGUUGUAUUAGCUAAAGAAAAGAAAUCUGGCACUAAAUAUGCUAUAAAGAAAGUGAAACUCUCAGGGAUGACAGUAGAACAACGUCAAAAAGCCCUUGAAGAAGUCAAUCUUCUUUUAAAACUCAACCAUCCAAAUAUUGUUAGAUGCUAUAAGUCUUUCAUAAAGAAAUGUACAUUACAUAUCGUAAUGGAUUACGUAGAUGGAGGAAAUCUCGAUAACGUCAUUGAAAAAACGCAUGAAUAUAUGUCAGAGAUGGAUGUUUUAUCAUUCUUUAUACAGAUUGUUAUUGCAUUGUCAUACAUUCACAAGAAAAAUAUUAUUCAUCGUGAUAUUAAGCCAGAAAACGUAUUCUUAAUGAAAAACGGAAUAGCAAAACUUGGAGAUUUUGGCAUCUCUAAGACCCUCGAGUCCUCAAUUGGCUUGGCUACCACUGUAAUUGGAACUCCUUAUUAUUUAGCCCCAGAAGUGUGGUCAGGUGAACAAUACAAUACGAAGGCCGACAUGUGGAGCCUUGGCUGCAUUCUUUACGAGAUGUGCGCUCUCGAAAAACCAUUUACAGGAGAAAAUCAAAAAGAAUUAUUUGAUAAAAUUUUGGCUGGCCAUCACAAAGAGAUUCCUUCUAUGUAUUCCAAUGAUCUCAGGCAUCUCGUCGAUGGAUUAUUAUCAAUGGAUCCUUCUUUUAGACCUACUUCUGCCCAAAUUUUACAAUUACCUUUCAUUCGCGAUGUAAUGAAGAAGAUGAUCGAGAACAAUAACUCUACAUUGAAGAAUUCACCAAUUCCUUCACCAGGAACCAAAAAAGAACCAAAGAAUAUUCCAUCUCCCAAAGAACAAGAAUCUGACAGCUCCUACUUCGAUGAUGAUGACGAAGAAGACGAAAAUGGUGAUUCGGAAGUCAAAAAUGACGAGUUUACCGUUGAAGAGGAAGAUUCAACAGAUGAUUUCGGAGAUUUUACAAUGCUUGAAGGAGCAACAAUGGUAUUGGAGUCUACAUUAUGCGUUGAUACUCCAUCUCGUAAAAUAGAGAAGCUAAAGACAGAAUUAAAGAAAUCUCUUGGAGAACAGAAAUUUAAAGAGGUUUAUGACGACAUGAACGAUCCGUUCGACAUUGAUGCUUCAAAUAGAUUGAGAACAUUCGAAAAAACUGAUCCUAAAGCUGCACAAAUGGUCCGUGAUUUGAUUGAUCUCGAAGAAUCUUCAACAAUAUAA